AUGGACAGUCUAGCAGAUAACAUUGAAUUUGAGAAUAUUGAUAUCACUGAUGAGAAAUAUGUUCUGUCACCCCCUUAUGAACACAGGAGAACUUUAUUAAUGGUCACAAUAGCUGAUACCGAAAUGCAAGGUGUUGAUAUUGAAAGAGUAUUAGAAAUGGGUACCAAUGUGAUACGGUUUAAUACAAUCUAUAGCCCAAAACAAGAUAAAAUUAAGUUAAUCGAGAAUUUUGAAAAGGCAGCGUCAUUUUUGGCUCAAAAAUACGGUCUUCAUGCGUGGCCGUAUGCCACGUCCGUUGACCUGACUGCAAGUAUGGUACAGACCGGACUCCUUGAGGGAAAUCAAGGGAAGAUUUUAAGAAUCAAGGAUCAAGUACCUCAAAUAUGGAUAGAAGAAAAAUCAGAAGUUAUUCUAACUAAUAGAAUGGCAUUAUUCGAUAAAUGCAAUAGAUCACAAAUAUUUGUUGAUAAUCCUUAUUUAACAUCUGACGUGAAAAUAGGAAUGGAAAUAAACAUUUCCGAUGCAGAAAUAAUUAUGGUGUGCACAGCUAAAGGCGAGCAUUCAAUAAAAUGUACUGUCACCAAGGGGGGGUAUUUGCAAAAUAUGGCGCAUGUGUGCAUGAGGGGAGCUAUACGAACACGACCAUUUGUUUCCAAAAUGGAUUUGCAUAUAAUCAAGUUUGCUUUGGAAUACCAGAUGGACAUGAUCAUUAUAAAUUACCCACGAAACAUUGAAACAGUGAGUAAAAUAAAAACGCUUCUAGGGUCUAAACAAAAAAGGCCUUUAAUUAUAACUGGAAUAUCUACUCAAGAAGGAUUCGGCAACAUUGAUGACUUUAUUAGAGAAACUGAUGGUGUUUUACUUUCGAGAGAAUAUUUGACUUAUGAAGUGGAGCCAGCAUUGUACGAUCGCAUAGGUUGGAUGCAAAAUAUUAUAGCGGGAAAAUGUCGUAAGGCGGGUAAACCGUUCUACGUAUCUGGUGGAAUUUUUGAAGAAACCCUUAAAACUGGCAUUGCAAACACUCGGGAAAUAUCUGAAGUGACGAACGCCAUUCUAGGAGGAACAACUGGUUUUUCACUCUAUGAUACUUCUAAUAUGAACAACUUGUUUGAAACAAUAAAAAAUUUCAACGAAUUGUGUCCUAGUGUUGAACCUCUGUGUACAGAUAAAACCGAGUUUUAUCAAUUUUUGUCACGGACGAAAAUGCCAUUGAAUGCAGCCGAAGCUUGUGCAUUGUCUUGCGUUGAAAUAGCAAAUCAGACCAAAGCUCGUCUUAUAAUAGUACCUACAGUCAGUGGGGGCACAGUCGCUCUCAUAACCUGGUUUCGACCAAACAGUACUAUUUUAGCAGUUAGUACAACAACUAGGACUGUAAGGCGAUUAAAAACCCUUCGGGGUGUCAUACCACUUUUAUAUAAAGGUGAACCACGUAGGACGUGGUUCGAUAUUGUACAAGACAGGGUCAACUUUGCACUUCAAUAUGCUGUUGUCAAGCGCUGGAUUUUGUUUAACCACUAUUACAUUACGCUAGAAAAGGGAAGUGAACGAAGCUCUUUCUGUGAUGCAGUACGAGUAUGGAAAGUCACCGCGUCAAAGGAAAGCCAAAUCCAAUGUGAAUUAAGAAAGAUAUACAAUAGCAAGACCAACAAGAAGGAAUUUAAAAUGUGCAAUUUUAAAUAA
Messenger RNA from Spodoptera littoralis (African cotton leafworm), 1680 nucleotides. Lineage: Eukaryota; Metazoa; Arthropoda; Insecta; Lepidoptera; Noctuidae. The record is from the annotation of a GenBank genome assembly.